GAGAUAGGUGGUGGACUGCAGGAGCUGCUGAAGGUGGCCAGCAUGGUGAAGUCACGGUCAUGAAAUUGUGAUCAUGUGUGUGAGGCAGUCUCUAAACAUAACAAAUUUACACUCAGUAAAUGUUGGCAUACUUAAUAUCUUAUUUUAUUUAUUUAGUUUUUGCAAGAUAAUGAAAUUUUUAUGGUUUAAUGUAUGCAUAAUUGCACCAUUAUUUUUAACAUUAUCAGUUACAGUGACCUCACUGUGCUGCAACCAUAUAAAAUUUGUUUGUAUUUCAAAUUACAUUUGGUCUGUGAACUCCUGCUCUUUCUGCUUUGUUGCUCAUCUAACCAGGCAUAAACCUCAAGUCUGCUGUCUGUGUUUAUGUAUACAAAUAGCAACUAGCACUUGACCUGAUGUGCGAUUUCCAGACAUAACUCCAUCCAGUACCACUGCAGAGUUCACUCUUGUCCAACAAUAAACAAAGUACAUUUUAUGGCUGCAGUGUGGAAAUAAAUACUGCUGAAAGACAUCUGCAAUACUCACGCUGUUGAAAUGAGCCAGUGAAGCCCUUCAACCAAAAUAGAAGCUUCUUCUUGCCUAAACGAACCAAGAGGAUGUUAUGGUGCAGACUAACUUUAGAAACAGGAAGUCACUGUUUCUCUGUAAGUGUGGGUUUGCGUAUGUGUGUGUGCAUUCGCCAGUAAAGCCUGUGCAUGUGUGCAGGUGUGUGUAUGUGUGUGUCAGUGAUUCAGUGUGUUGUUGCAGAAGGCACACAGAAAGAGGAUGAUGGUUGUGAAACGAAUAUGCUAUUACAGAAACCAGAAGUUUGUCUCCUGUCUAUUUUUAGCAACGCUCAAAUGAGAGACAGAGAAGCACGCACACAGAUCUUAUCUAGAUGCAGUUCUCCUUAUUUUUAAAACAGAUUUUAUCUUACAAAUAGCAUCUCUUCUCACUUUUAAAAUAUAUAUCUGCAUUUUUAGAGGACAUUUGAUGAAUACCAGGUCUUGCAACACAAUAGUUGUCUAAAAAUACCUAAAGAGUUGCAGCAUUUUUUCUUUCAAUAUAAGGUUGAAAGUUGUGCAUGCUGUACUAUUGCAAUGAGCUCUUGGUAAGAUAAUGAAAAGUGAUAAGCAGCUUUUUAAAUCUUUCAGGAUUAUUAAACCCUGUUUGGCUCUUUGAACACAUUGUGUCGUAACUGGGCUGCUUUUUGUCCGGUGAUAUAAUAACUCACAAUGUAAGUCUGUGUAAAGUUACAGCUUCAGUGUCAGUGCAAAAGCUAGUGAUACAUUGUUGUAGAAUACACUUACGUUUGCUGCAGCCUGGUUGUUGCUGCAUUUUCAGGGUAAAAAUGUACCACAGGUGUUUCUUUUCUGCUCAGAUGAGAGAGCUGACUUCCUGAUUGUUUCCUUUCUCUCAGGGGAGCUGACUUACUUAGUAAUCGAGCCUGUUUGUGUGUAUGCUGUAUGUGAGUGUGACAGAGCACGUACAUAUUAUUUGAGUCCCCACAAAAUACCACGGUGCCACCACUCCUAUGUUUGUCUAAUUUCCUUUGAAAACACACAGUAUUGCCAGUUUUCUUAAGGUUAAGACUAACUUUACCAUUUUUACCACAGUUGUUCUGGUAAUACUGUUUUGCAGUUCUGCAUACAUCCUGUUUCACCUUUCACUUUUUUUUCAACAACAGCAAAAAGAAUCCAAAGCUUAAAGCAACAAGCCCUGUCAACUUCAGUAAUGACAUAAAGCCAUGACUGAACCAGCUGAAAGUGGAACAGGUUGAAAUAUUUCUGAGUCUCUGAGAUUUGUCUGACACGUCUUGGCAUCCUUGAGUUACCUGGCAAGUGGAUGUGAUCAUCAGCAAUCAGGUUUCAUUAUCCACAAAUGGGGAACACCCCAUGGACCUGAGUGUGACCCAAAGGUUAUUGCAUCCAGGCCCAGAUUUGGCCAUGCUGGCUCCCGGCUCUCCCUUCUUCCUGGGACAUCUCAGCUCUCAGCAUUGCUCCCAGUUUUCUCAGCAGCACUUGAAGUAUAACAUUGAACAUAGGCAAAGAGAGAUGGAGGAAGAGAAGAGUGAAGAGCUACAACAGCUGAUACGAAAGAAAAAAGACGAACAGAGUGCUGUAGCCAGUCCUCUUGUAAAGCAGAAACUCCGGGAACACAUAAUUAUGAAGAGCCAGCCCACCCAUGACAGAGUUACUCCCAACCACUGGAGUCAUAAACUGGGAUACAGGCUCCCUGUUCCUGACAUGUCCCCGAAGCCUCCACUCUGUGACCAGCGUAAAGACCUCCCCCUGCGCAGGACAGUCUCUGAGCCCACUCUGAAGUGCAAGAUAAAGAAGCUCAUCAGUACAAGGCCAAACCCGCUGCGGCGUAAGAUCAGUGCCCCUCCAGCUGUCAAGCACAGGACAGAAACCUUGGACUCCUCUCCCAGCAGCAGCAGCACUCCAGCAUCAGGGUGCAGCUCACCAAACGACAACCACCAUUCGGAUAAUGGCUCAGUGGUUCAUGAGGCACAGAGGUUGCUGCUGAAGGAUGGUAGUUUGGCUCAUUUCACCAUGCCCCCCAACCCCACUGCCAUGCCCAACAUUACUGCUGGACUUCCUGCACAGGCUGACCUCCGAGUAGCAAGGCCAUUGCCAGUAUCUGGACUGCAUCAGGUCUACAUGCCUCUGGAAGGAAACAGUCCAGCCAUGGCUCAGCACAUGCAACCUGUGCUCAUACUGGAGCCACGUACCGGUCUGGUGCAUUCUCAGCUUGUCUCUUUUCAUGGUUUGAGCUCUGUUCCUCUGCAGCAGCAGCAGCAGCAGCAGCAGCAGUCUCACUUGUCCAGAAGAGAAGGUGUAGUCACCAUGCCAUCGCACAGACCCCUGGAGCGAACACGUUCAGAGCCUCCACCCUACAGCCACUCACCCCUUGCUCUGCAUGCCACUCAUCACUCACACACCCAGCACCACCUGCCCCAGCAAUACCUCAAGAGCGGGCUGGAGAGGUUCAAGCAGAAUGCACUCCCAAGCAAGCUGUCAAGCAAGUCCAUUGAGAAGCCUCGUCUGACACAGAUCCCAUUGGAGGACAUGGACCUGGAGGAGAUUGGUUCAGGAUCUGGUUCAGGACCAGGGUCUGUGUGUGGCUCAGAACCGGGCUCCGUGUGUGAGGACAGCUACCGCAGGAGACAAAGCACUGCCAGCUCAGACUCAGUUUACGAGACAGAGUCCAUUACCUCCUCACGGGAGAGCUUGCUCGAGCCCUCGCAUUCUCUCAGUCAGAGGCAGGUGAUGCUUAGACCAAGUCUCCAACUGGACCGCCUUGGUGUGCCGACCCUGAUUUGGCCUCACCAGCCUCUUGUUCGGACCCAGUCCUCCCCGGCCUCCACCUCCCUACCUCCUGCUCCACAUCCACCCACCACUAUACCUUCCCUGUCAUUGUCCAGCCCUGCUGCAGCAGAGCUCCAGCUGCGCUUCACUACAGGUCUGGUUUAUGAUGCUCAGAUGCAGAAGCACCAGUGUACCUGCGGGGACAACAGUCGUCACCCUGAGCAUGCUGGAAGGGUACAGAGCAUCUGGUCCAGACUGCACGAAAGAGGUCUCAGGAGCCAGUGUGAGCGCAUCCGUAGUAGGAAGGCCACUCCAGAGGAACUGCAGUCAGUCCAUUCAGAAAAACAUGUACUUCUGUUCGGCACCAACCCACUUAACCGCCUCAAGCUGGAUAACCGCAAGCUGGCUGGAAUCUUGUCUGAACGGAUGUUUGUGAUGUUACCGUGUGGAGGAGUUGGGGUAGAUAUCGAUACUGUCUGGAAUGAACUUCACACAUCAGCAGCUUCCCGCAUUGCUGCAGGAUGUGUCACAGACCUGGCACUGAAGGUGGCGCAAGGAGAGCUGAAGAAUGGCUUUGCAGUAGUGAGGCCCCCUGGACACCAUGCAAACCACUCCUCCCCUCUGGGCUUCUGUUUCUUCAACUCUGUGGCCAUCGCUGCCAAGCAGCUCCAACAGAAACUCAACGUCAGCAAGAUCCUCAUCGUGGACUGGGACAUUCACCAUGGCAACGGUACCCAGGAAGCCUUUUAUAAGGACCCGAGUGUACUGUACAUUUCUUUACAUCGAUAUGAUGAUGCCAACUUCUUUCCUGGGAGUGGACAUCCCAGUGAGGUGGGUGCAGGUGCAGGCAAGGGCUUCAAUGUGAACGUAGCAUGGACAGGGGGGUUGAACCCUCCAAUGGGUGAUGCUGAGUACCUGGCUGCAUUCAGGACUGUGGUGAUGCCCAUCGCUCACCAGUUUUCGCCCGAUGUGGUGCUGGUGUCAGCUGGCUUUGAUGCUGUCGAAGGACAUUCGCCAUCGCUGGGAGGCUACAAGGUCACGGCUAAGUGUUUUGGCUUUCUGACCCGUCAGCUGAUGUCACUAGCCGGGGGUCGGGUGGUCCUGGCUCUGGAGGGGGGACAUGACCUCAAGGCCAUUUGUGAUGCUUCUGAAGCUUGUGUCAGUGCCUUGCUGGGCAUGGAGGUGGAGCCUCUGUCUCAGUCCGUGUUGGACCAGAAGCCCUGUGAAAAUGCCGUCCAGUCGCUGCAGACAGUCAUCCAGGUUCAAGGUAAGCACUGGCAGAGUGUGAAGGACUCGGCCACCACAGUGGAUCUGUCCUACCUGCAGGCGCAGAGACGACGACUGAGACGAGACUCGGACAGUGAAGCUGUCACCUACAUCGCCUCACUGUCCAUGGGAGCUGUCACCUCCGACAGGAAACAGUCAGAAAAACUGACAGAGCAAGGUGAUUCUCUCUGAAGAAACGCUCAUGAGAGUUGCCUUCAGCCAAGUCUUAGUGAAAAAACACACACACACACACACACACACACACACACACACACAGCUAUGCAUUUGGACCAUCACUGGAAGUAGAUGUCCUCCUCCUCAGUUUGACCACUGUAUUCAUUACCUCACAAAAACUCCAUUACAGCUGGCUGCUGUCAGACCACUUCGAUUCAGACACACAACAUUCACCUGGACAACAUUUGUGUUGUCACGACGCCUCUACACGUCACCGAGCUGAGAAAAAAAUUCCAAAGAAAGAUGGCCAGGGACCGAUUAAUGAAGACUUUCUCAUAUCUUACUUUCUCUAAAUUCUCUUAUGGCAUUGGGAGCAUUGCGAGCACGACGUAGCAUGAACACACACUUGACAAAGCACAGGUCUGCGACUUUAAACAUUCACCUCGCAAAUGACUCACACAGGACCCGCAAGAGACCGCUUGGACUGCCGUAACCUUGAAGGAGGGGGUCAAAGGUCACCUCGACUUAACUGGAGCCAAUCAGUCAGUGCGGAAGGAGUCGUCCCUGCUGAACGUGCCGGUGAAGGAGAGCAGAGCAGACUCGUCCCGCUGCAAUGAUGUCAUUUGUCUGUAUGUGACAAAGAUCCCAUGAAGGAAAAGAUCAGGAGUCUCUGAUCGAUUUGCACUGUACAGUUCUGUAAUGUGAAGUGGAUGAGACGCAUCAGCUCUGUUGACUAUCAGACAUCUUGUUCGUUCAUACUUUUAGUUUAUUUGAAUAUUCAUUCAUUUGACCUAUGGCAUACGUUUUUGUGAAUGUCAGCGCGAGAUUUAUUAUUAUAUAUUUUCUUUCUUUUUUUAAAAAAAAAAAAAAAAUCCAGUAAGAGUGAAGCUACAGUAAA
Molecule: messenger RNA, 5628 nt
Organism: Scatophagus argus
Lineage: Eukaryota; Metazoa; Chordata; Actinopteri; Scatophagidae
Product: histone deacetylase 7-like
Exons: 25
Coding region: 1875-4748 (957 amino acids)
Biological process (GO): negative regulation of transcription by RNA polymerase II; chromatin organization
Cellular component (GO): histone deacetylase complex
Molecular function (GO): histone deacetylase activity
Source: RefSeq, a predicted model, not a curated record